Molecule: messenger RNA, 1092 nt
Organism: Plasmodium adleri (nom. inval.)
Lineage: Eukaryota; Apicomplexa; Aconoidasida; Haemosporida; Plasmodiidae
Product: DNA replication origin binding protein, putative
Exons: 6
Coding region: 1-1092 (363 amino acids)
Source: RefSeq, a predicted model, not a curated record
AUGAAUGAAAAGAAUAAUCAAAAUAGUGAUAAGUUUAUAAAAAAUAAUAAUUCAAACAAAGAAAAAGCGAAAAAAUUGUUUAUGCAAGCAUUAAAUCAUGAAAGUGAUGAAAAUUUUUUAAAAGCAACAAAAUUUUAUCAAGAAGCUGUUAAAUUAUAUCCAAAUAUAUUGAAUACAUAUAUAAACGAUAAUCAUGAAACAUGUUCUGAUAAAAUUGAUGAGCGUGCCGAAGUGGAACAGCCCGAAGAAAACAGUUACUUAAUCAAUAUACUGUCCAAAAAUUUUUAUACAAUCAUUAAAUUUUUAGACUUUUAUUCCAUGCAUAGAUUUUUCUUCAUAUGUAAGAGCAUUUCAUCUUCAAUAUCUCUUGAAAAUGAAUACAAACGAUUAUGUCAUAUAAAUUUAAUAAAUUCUAAAGAAAAGUGUAAAUUAUAUGGAAACUCAUACAAAAGGUUAUUGUUAGAAUAUCCACGCUUACGUUUUGACGGUGUUUAUAUAAGUUGUGUUACUUAUAUUCGAUCUUUAAAGGACAUAGGAAAUAUCCAUUUAGAUCCAAAAGAUAGGGAUCGAGUUAUUUAUAACCCAUGUGUUGUUACAUACUUUCGAUAUUUAUUAUUUUUGAAUGAAUCAAAUAAGGUUCUUAUAGCAAGGUCAGAAUUAAAUAAGAAGGAUGUGAUAGAAGCUUUUCGAAUAACAUAUAGAAAAGUACAGAAUUGGGAUUUAUCAUUAAAGUGUGAUGAACUGAUAAAACAUUUAAUUAAAUUUCAUUAUGAGUGUGAAAAUAGUUUAGUUAAGAUGAUAAGAAUAGGAGAAUAUAGUUAUAAUCCCAAUGAAAAAAUUAUUGAAAUACAAUAUCCUGAAUUAUUAAAUGACCCUUUUAAAUAUAAAAAUAUUAUUAAAUUACAUCUACAAAAUUAUUUGAGUGGCAAUAAUAAUAUGUUGAAAUGGGUAUCUUUUAAAAUAGUGUCCAAAAUUAAAAGGGAUUACUCAGAAGAUACUUUGAAUAUUAAAAAUAAGCAGUACAGGUCAUUUUAUUUUUUUAACUUAAAAUUUUUAUCUCAUUUAUUCAUAACAAAAUUGUCAGAAAAUUAA